AUGGGUAGGCUACAAAACCUACAGACUCUAAAUGUCAUGGAAACCCUAGUGCGUGAGCUACCAAUUGAGAUAUUUAGGCUUUAUAAACUGAGACAUCUUUUGGCUCAUUAUCAUGACCGUGGAAUUGAAAGUAGUUUCUAUGCAAUGAAAGGAGUAAAAUUAUGUGAUGGGGUUGGAUGUUUAAGGGACUUGCAGACACUAUCACUUGUAGAGGCAAAUCAUCAAGGUGUUGGUCUAUUCACAGAGCUGGGAAAGUUGAGUCAGUUGAGGACUCUUGGCAUUUCAAAUAUGGCGGCAGAAAAUGGGAGGGAUUUGUGUGCCUCCCUACAAAAUAUGGUCCAGCUUAAGAUUUUGGUUGUAAGCUCAAUCAGCGAAGAAGAAAAUUUAGAUUUAGAAUCAAUUUCAUCGCCGCCUCAAUUUUUAGAACAUAUCUUUCUAAGGGGGCGGUUGAAAAAGUUGCCCAAAUGGAUUCUAGGGCUUCAUAAUCUGGUGACAUUAGGCUUAUGUUUCUCAUUUUUAGUGGAAGAUCCACUAAUUUGUGUCAAGACUUUGCCUAAUUUAAUUAAUCUUACCCUUCGUCAAGGGUAUGAUGGUGAACGGCUCCAUUUUGAGGAAGGCGGUUUUCAAAAGCUUAAAAAGCUCACACUGAAAAAGAUGAACAUAUUAAAGAUGGCGGAAAUAGACAGAGGAUCACUGCCCGUUCUUGAGCAACUAGAGAUUGGGCCAUGCCCACAAAUGAGGGAGGUGCCCUCUGGAAUUCAGCACCUGAAAAGCUUAAAGAUUAUCGACUUCUAUGAAAUGCAGAGAGAUUUUGUGCUACAUUUGCAGCCAGAUAGAGGCAAAGAUUAUUGGAAAGUCAAGAAGGUAACUACUAUCCAUUUCGGCUAUAGGAUUAAAGGAGAACAAUAUCAAAUAUACAAGUUAGGUGAGUCAGACUUGUUGGAGCGUCUACAAGUGUGA
This is a messenger RNA of Corylus avellana, 960 nucleotides long. The record is from RefSeq and is a predicted model, not a curated record. NCBI's taxonomy places the organism in Eukaryota, Viridiplantae, Streptophyta, Magnoliopsida, Fagales, Betulaceae.